This is a messenger RNA of Culex pipiens pallens (northern house mosquito), 2061 nucleotides long. It is a transcript of the gene blw, whose product is annotated as ATP synthase subunit alpha, mitochondrial. Gene Ontology annotation, molecular function: proton-transporting ATP synthase activity, rotational mechanism; ADP binding; ATP binding. The record is from RefSeq and is a predicted model, not a curated record. Lineage: Eukaryota; Metazoa; Arthropoda; Insecta; Diptera; Culicidae. Gene Ontology annotation, biological process: proton motive force-driven ATP synthesis; proton transmembrane transport. The transcript has 4 exons. The coding region runs from base 148 to 1803 and encodes 551 amino acids.
GCCGCCCCAGCCGACGAAGAUCGGCCGCUCGCUCUCAUACUUGUCUCAGUGGUUCAACCGCGACGUCCAUCUUCGCCACAGUCCAGAGGAGGAGAGAAAGAACAGAAAAAAAGUGCCGAUCCCCGAACGAAGCGGAUUAAACCCAAAAUGUCGAUGCUGUCUGCUCGUUUCGCCGCCCAGGUGGCCCGCCAGCUGCCGAGGACCGCUAGCCAGGUUGCCAAGAUCGCCGUGCCGGCCGUCCAGGUCGCCGCCCGCAACCUGCAUGUGUCGGCCGCGAACCGCGGUGCCGAGAUCUCCUCGAUCCUGGAGGAGCGCAUCCUGGGCUCGGCCCCGAAGGCUGAUCUGGAGGAAACUGGACGCGUGUUGAGCAUCGGUGACGGUAUCGCCCGUGUGUACGGUCUGAAGAACAUCCAGGCCGACGAGAUGGUGGAGUUCUCGUCCGGACUUAAGGGUAUGGCCCUUAACUUGGAGCCCGACAACGUCGGUGUGGUCGUGUUCGGUAACGACAAGCUGAUCAAGGAGGGUGACAUUGUCAAGCGUACCGGUGCCAUCGUCGACGUCCCGGUCGGUGACGAGAUCCUGGGUCGCGUCGUUGACGCUCUGGGAAAUGCCAUUGAUGGCAAGGGUGAAAUCAAGACCGGCCAGCGUUUCCGUGUCGGUAUCAAGGCCCCGGGUAUCAUCCCGCGUGUGUCUGUGCGCGAGCCCAUGCAGACCGGCAUCAAGGCCGUCGACUCGCUGGUGCCGAUCGGUCGUGGACAGCGUGAGCUGAUCAUUGGCGAUCGUCAGACUGGUAAGACCGCUCUGGCCAUCGAUACCAUCAUCAACCAGAAGCGUUUCAACGACGGACAGGACGAGUCGAAGAAGCUGUACUGUAUCUACGUCGCCAUCGGUCAGAAGCGUUCGACCGUGGCCCAGAUCGUGAAGCGUCUGACCGAUUCCGGUGCGAUGGGAUACACCAUCAUCGUGUCCGCCACCGCUUCGGAUGCCGCUCCGCUGCAGUACUUGGCCCCGUACUCGGGUUGCGCCAUGGGAGAGUACUUCCGUGACAACGGCAAGCACGCCCUCAUCAUCUACGACGAUUUGUCCAAGCAGGCCGUCGCCUACCGUCAGAUGUCGCUGCUGCUGCGUCGUCCCCCGGGUCGUGAGGCCUACCCCGGUGAUGUGUUCUAUCUGCAUUCGCGUCUGCUGGAGCGUGCGGCCAAGAUGAACCCGACCCUCGGCGGUGGCUCGCUGACUGCCCUGCCGGUCAUUGAGACCCAGGCUGGUGAUGUGUCCGCCUACAUUCCAACCAACGUCAUCUCCAUCACGGACGGACAGAUCUUCUUGGAAACCGAGUUGUUCUACAAGGGUAUCCGGCCGGCCAUUAACGUCGGUCUGUCUGUGUCCCGUGUCGGAUCCGCUGCCCAGACCAAGGCCAUGAAGCAGGUCGCCGGUUCCAUGAAGCUGGAGUUGGCCCAGUACCGUGAGGUCGCCGCCUUCGCCCAGUUCGGUUCCGAUCUUGAUGCUGCCACCCAGCAGCUGCUGAACCGUGGUGUCCGUCUGACCGAGCUGCUGAAGCAGGGCCAGUACGUGCCAAUGGCCAUCGAAGAGCAGGUCGCCGUCAUCUACUGCGGUGUCCGAGGCUUCCUCGACAAGAUGGACCCCAGCAAGAUCACUGCCUUCGAGCGCGAGUUCCUGGCUCACGUCAAGACCAACGAGAAGGCGCUUCUGCAGACGAUCGCUUCCGAGGGCAAGAUCUCCGACGAAACCGAGGCCAAGCUGAAGGGCAUCGUCACCAGCUUCAUGUCGACGUUCAGCGGCUAAGCACCGUGCUUUUGAUCUAGCUUUUAAAAACACACACACAGUAAGAAAAAAGAAAACAUCUGAGGCAACAAGGGGCGAGCAUGAAGUUUACACUCUACGGCAAGAUUGUGCGCGAUACCAUCAUCGGAGUGAAAAGAAAAUCAGUUAGUUGAAAAGGAGAAAAAAUCGAAAAAACGCCGCGACAUUUAUUGUAUUACAGUAAAAUGGGAGAUAACAUCUUGAUAUCGAAAUACAGUUUCCAAAAUACCUAAUCACAAA